AUGUCUGUUCCUUACACCAGAGAGGGGAAAAGAGACCCGAGCCCACACAGCAGCCAGGUCCGAGCUGGCCCGUCCUCCGCUCCCGGCUGGCUCCCGCUCCCACUCGCUGCCCUGUCACCGCCGCGAAGCCAGCAUCCCCACCAUGACGCUGGCAUCACACCCGGGCGCCGGCCGCCACCAUCAGCACGGCCGCCGGCAGCAGCCGCCUGCUUUGCAUCACCGCCGCCGCCGCAGCUGUCAGGAGGACGCGGCGGGCAGUCAGCGCGCGGGCGGCGGCGGGCGCGGGGCGAGCCCCGGGGCGCCCCGGGCCGGGGCCGGGGCCGGGGCCGGGCAGCGGGCGCAGCGGGGUGGGGGCCAGUCCAGACCGACGGCAGCGACGGAGCGGGCGGCGGCGGCGGCGGCUGGGGCUGGCUCAGUCCCCGGUUUCAUACACCACGAGCAGCAGGUCGGAGCAGCCUCCCCGGGAGGUUGUCCAGCGGCAGCUCUCCUCUCUCCAGCCCUUGGGGAUGUCCCGCUGAGGCAUUGAAGACCGGAGGAAAGGGUCCGUCAUCGGCUCGCCAGGCUCCGCGCCUCCCCUGCGAUCUUGCGGAAAGAAGAGCGGGCACCAAACUCAGGAUAACCACAUACAUAUGGAUAGAGGUGCAUGAAAAGAAAAUCUGCUCUUCUGGAAUACUGAAUGCAAAAUUAAAGCCUGUCACUGCAAGCAGAAUUUGGAGAAAACAAAUGAAAGACGUAAAACAGCUUUUCAAAGAUUAUUAAAAUAAAAUGAGUUUGAAUUUUGCUUAAA
This is a messenger RNA of Nycticebus coucang (slow loris), 787 nucleotides long. Its product is annotated as translation initiation factor IF-2-like. The record is from RefSeq and is a predicted model, not a curated record. Lineage: Eukaryota; Metazoa; Chordata; Mammalia; Primates; Lorisidae. The transcript is spliced from 3 exons. The coding region runs from base 1 to 759 and encodes 252 amino acids.